Microcebus murinus (gray mouse lemur) is the source of this 1823-nucleotide messenger RNA. NCBI's taxonomy places the organism in Eukaryota, Metazoa, Chordata, Mammalia, Primates, Cheirogaleidae. The record is from RefSeq and is a predicted model, not a curated record.
CCUUGUGAAACAAAGCCAUUCUGCUCAGGAGGCUCCCAGCCUCCCAAGAGAGGACCGUGGGUGAGGCGAGAUAUGCACACGGGAGCAGAGAGAGCACUGGUGCCAGCGGGGCACGUGGGGACACCAGACACAACCGGCUUGGCACUGCCUUCCAAACCACAGCUGCAGUUUUUGAGGAAGCAUCUGAACAAAGAUACUGAAGAGUUCCUGGCAGAAGGUUUGCGAAAUGAGAACCUCAGUACUGUUGCAAGGGAUCACAGAGACCAUAUUCUACGGGGCUUUCAGCAAAUCAAAACCAGAUACUGUUGGGAUUUUCAGCCCCAAGGGGGAGAUCUUGGACAGGACAGCUUUGACGAUAAUCACAGUGGAACUCUUGGCCUGUCCCUCACAUCUGAUGCACGCUUUUUGUCUGAUUAUCAAGAAGAGGGAACAGAAGACAUCCUAAGAGGAGCUCAAGAGCUUGAUAACAUCAUCAAACAGGGAUACUUGGAGAAGAAAAGCAAAGAUCAUAGUUUCUUUGGAUCAGAGUGGCAGAAGCGAUGGUGUGUUGUCAGCAGAAGCCUCUUCUACUACUAUGCUAAUGAGAAGAGCAAGCAGCCCAAAGGGACCUUCCUCAUUAAGGGAUACAGUGUACGGAUGGCCCCCCACCUGCGAAGAGAUUCCAAGAAAGAAUCCUGCUUUGAACUGACCUCCCAGGAUAGGCGCAGCUAUGAGUUUACAGCUACUAGCCCAGCUGAGGCCAGAGACUGGGUGGAUCAAAUAAGUUUCUUGUUAAAGGAUCUGAGCUCCUUAACCAUUCCAUGUGAAGAGGAGGAGGAAGAGGAGGAAGAAGAAGAAGAAGAACGAGAAGAAGAGAUGUAUGAUGAUAUUGAUGGUUUUGACUCUGCAAAUUCUGGUUCCCAGUGCAGACCCAUUAUCUUGCCUGGGAAUGUAGGGAUAAAAGAGCCUACAGAGGAGAAUGAAGAAGAAAUUUAUGAAGUGUUACCAGAUGAAGAGCAUGACCUAGAAGAGGAUGAGAGUGGCACUCGACGAAAAGGAGUAGACUCUGCCAAUUAUUACCAGGGCCUAUGGGAUUGCCAUGGUGACCAGCCAGAUGAACUGUCCUUCCAACGAGGUGACCUCAUCCGCAUUCUGAGCAAGGAGUAUAACAUGUAUGGCUGGUGGGUAGGAGAACUGAACAACCUCAUUGGGAUUGUUCCAAAGGAGUAUCUCACAAGCGCCUUUGAAGUGGAAGAAAAAUGAAGCCCAGGAAACAUAUUCUUCUCUCUACCUUGCCUUUAUGAAGAAACUGAUUAUCAAGAGCUCCCACUCCCGACUCUUGCCACCCCACCAACCACCGUGAUGGACUCUCCUUUACUGAAGAGACUGAAGUAGUGACUGUGAACCACCAAUAAGAUAGGUGGGAAGAGGCACAUUCAUCAAACCCGUUACUAAACCUGCCUAGUCAUGGCUCACCCCCAGCUCCAAACACGUCCAUAUAUCCACAUCUGCCUUUUCCACAGGCUCGUCACAAAGAGGAUGAGAGAGAAACCCUGGGAGGAAGUUGCUUGUUGUUCUAGCUGGUUUGAAAAGCACAAAUAAAUUCAGAUUUGGUGCCUUGCCAUGUGUGAUGGUGUUGAAUUCCUUUUUGUAAUGAUAUCAAAACGCCAGCUCUGGGCAUUCUCACCACCUCCAAGCAAAGUGGGAAGGCACAACCUGAGGAAAAAAAUAAAAACCCAGACAAAGAAGAAUUGCAAUUGUCUUUCAGGGCAGAGUCAUCUCUGGAACCCAAGUCUGCUGGUUUCUGGUCAGCUUAUCAGUCUUCCUUUCGUUGGCUAGUUGGU